AUCUCUUCGUGCCAGGACGGCGAACAUCUGCCUUCGCGAGGAACACGGUGAAUUGUCAACCCGAUGUUAGGCCGAGAAUCGAUAAACACAAUGCCGAAUCAGACCACCCGCGUUGGUUUUUGGUGGGUGGACAAGAAGGAGGAUGACAUCCCUUCGAAAGUUCUCCGGGAACGUCUCAAGGUGCACGGCGUGGAGCUCGUCAAGUUGGAUCUCGGCCGUCCAUUUGAAGAACAGGGUCCGUUUAAAGUCAUCGUCCAUAAACUGUGUGACAUGCUUGUCGCGGAGAUCGGCGGCGAUCGAGAAGCCAGCAGAAUCUGCCAGGAAUUCCAAGCCUACUGCGCAGCUCAUCCCGAGGUCCGCAUUCUCGAUCCGCUGUCAUCGGUGCGUCUCAUCUUGGAUCGCUUCAAUCAGUACGAACUUAUCAAACAAGCGUUGGAUAUUCUUCCUGAUAAGGACAUCUUGGUACCUCCGUUCGUCCGUCUAGAAAAGCCGGAUCCCGAGGCCAAUGUCGGAAUAGUUCGCGCCAACAGACUGCGAUUCCCCCUCCUGUUCAAACACAUCGUUGCUCACGGGAGUCGCGAAGCCCACCGCAUGUUCCUCAUAAUGAACGAGGACGGUCUGCGGAAACUAGAUUCUUUCCCGUGCGUCGUGCAACAAUAUAUUCCCCAUGGUUCUGUGCUGUACAAGGUCUUCGUCGUGGGUUCCUUCUAUCAGACCAUACGACGACCCUCCCUGAAGGAUGUCGAGACGACAUCGACUUGUAAUUUGAUCGAAUUCAAUUCUCACGACAUUUCGAAACCGAAUUCGAAGUCACCGCUGACUGAUAGGGAAGCUUGGCUCCGGCCAGAUGAAAGAGGGGACGCGCUGGUCUCAUCCGAUCGUUUGAAAAGAGCCGUCGACGUUUUGGUUCGGGCGACGAAGCACACACUCUGUGGGAUCGAUUUCAUACUCGAGCAAGACACGGGGAAACUCUACGUCUUGGACUUCAACAAUUUCCCGGGAUUCACCGGAGUCGACGAUAUCAUCGGCGAGCUCACGAGACUCAUACUCCACGAGGCCGGAAUCACUUUCUCGAAUGGGAACCAAUCCAGUUGAAUUGAGGGCUCGGGACUCGAUUUGCUCACACUCAGAGACUUACACUAUCGAAAUUCGUUCGCAGCGAUUUCGCUUGCGACUUACGCAAGUGCCGAAAACCCUCGAGUCCGAUUCAGGGUCUCAACGGGGGAUGUUGCUGAGCCUCCUAAUUCUCAAUUUGUGCUGCAGGGGAGAGUUCAGAACUCGACUUCCUGACACAUUCCCACGGCUCGAGUCAGCGCGAGCGCCUUGUUGCCGCUUAGCCGUCAUCCUAGGAUAUUAGUGAAUACGGAACAGGAACUUGCAGUGGUCAAUCCGACGGACAGCUCCGAUAUUCCAUGGGUGUAUCCAUCGUGAGCUCCUCGGGAAAACCAUACACACAUCAGAAUUUUAAUCGUCCACAACUACGUUUUAUGAUUUUUAUGAGAGGCUCCAAUCGGCUAUCGGUGACCCUGUUGGGAGCCGUCACUGCUGGAAUCCU
Messenger RNA from Galendromus occidentalis (western predatory mite), 1555 nucleotides. Its product is annotated as inositol-tetrakisphosphate 1-kinase. Gene Ontology annotation, cellular component: cytoplasm. NCBI's taxonomy places the organism in Eukaryota, Metazoa, Arthropoda, Arachnida, Mesostigmata, Phytoseiidae. Gene Ontology annotation, molecular function: ATP binding; inositol-1,3,4-trisphosphate 6-kinase activity; inositol-3,4,5,6-tetrakisphosphate 1-kinase activity. Gene Ontology annotation, biological process: inositol trisphosphate metabolic process. Bases 64 to 1095 code for a protein of 343 amino acids. The transcript is spliced from 7 exons. The record is from RefSeq and is a predicted model, not a curated record.